AUGAAUCUACAUGGCGACGAGAUUCGGCUACUCCGCCUGGGAGCCAAUUCAAGCUUAUCCUUCAAACGCGUCUCACUGACCGACUCAGCUCGACCGCCCUUUGUCGCGCUGUCCUAUCUCUGGGGUGAUUUGGAUGACACUCUUCCCCUCAGUGUACCAGGCCAGACUAUUGCUGCGACUCGCAACCUUCAUCAUGUUCUAGACUGCCUUUUCGCAUCUCGCUUCGACGAGCUUCUCUGGAUCGAUGCACUGUGUAUCGACCAGCAAAACCGAGGGGAGCGCGCAUCUCAAGUGGCCAUGAUGAGGGACAUUUACUCACAUGCGCGAUACGUCCUUGCUUUUCUAUCGCCGCAAUCAGAACCCUUCAACUUGGGCCUCGACUAUAUAGAGGCGACUGCUCGUGGCACCAUGAUACACUUUGACCCUUCAAUAUCACCGCAUUUAACAGUCCAGGGCCUUAAUGCUAGCGACAAGCUGCUGCAAGACUCGAUCAUCAGCUUUUUCGCUGCUUCAUGGUGGACAAGAGUUUGGACGGUUCAGGAAUUCUUGUUAGCGAAAAAGGUCAUAUUCAGAUGCGGCAAUCGGCUCAUUGGCUCUGAGAUUGUAGGGAAAGCUUGCAGAGCUUGGAUAGAUCAUGAGAACUCGUGCUGUUGGGCUGCGCGUCGACCGAUAGAUGGUAGUGCGCACGGCUUCCUCGACAUUCCCAGUGAGAUUAACGGCGGUCUUACCAUCUACACUGCGACUCUGCGAAUGAAGCACCUCAUGGAUAUGCUUAUUCCUGGGAAGUUAUACACUGAGGACUUUCUUGCAGCGAUUUCGCUUUUUCGGGUACGGCACUGCUCCGAUCCACGGGAUAGAGCGUUCGGAUAUUUUGGACUACGGUCGCCGGGCCUAGACAUGAAGCGGGAAAUAUCUGUGAAUUACAACAUGCCUGUGGCGGAUCUUUACAAAAGCUUGGCUGUGAAAUUGAUUGAGGGGUCCCAGACACUUGAUGUUCUCAGUCAUGUACUACACGAAUCGGGGAUAAGGAAGCGGACAGAGGGAUUGCCUAGCUGGGUUCCGGACUGGGAUGCCACCAUAGAUGAUCGGUACCACCUAACGUAUGCGGAACGCACAAAUGCGAUCAGGAAUUGCUAUGCCUCUGGAAACAUGAAGCCAGAGUGGAGGAUGCAAGAUUCAGGCCAUGUGAUAACACCAGGGCUACAGAUUGCCGAAAUCCAAGAAACCGCACCUGGCUAUCGAUCCAUCAUCUCCGGUUUGACACUCGGAGGUAUAACAGUCAUCAAUGAGUGGCGUCGACUCGCUGGUCUAUCUGUUUAUUCAGAUGCAUGUCCAAUUGACAUGCCAUCUUGCAACGAACGAGAGCGUGCGUUUGAGAACGCCCUCAGUGGAGGCUUUGUGUCAAUGAAAUGGCUCAAAGGUAGUCUCGAGUAUUCAAAGGCAUACCAUGCUUGGCUGGAGUGGUUUGUGUCGUCAGAAGUAGCCUUGGCCAAGUCAUGUAAACAGGUUAUUCAAGAUUUCGAUGAGUUGAUUCGGCAGACGAGUGAACGCCGAAGAUUUAUCGUGACGAGUGAUGGACAGAUGGGUUUUGGCCCGGAAAGAUGUGAGAAGGGCGAUGUGAUUAUGAUUAUACCCGGAGGAAAGGUUCCGUAUGCUUUACGGAAGAUGGAGGACGUCAAGUGUACACUAAGACAGUAUCGACUCUUGGGGGAUGCAUUCAUCGACGGUGCGAUGGCGGGUGAGAAGAUCAGUCAUCGAUGA
Fusarium proliferatum ET1 is the source of this 1761-nucleotide messenger RNA. RefSeq lists its product as uncharacterized. Bases 1 to 1761 code for a protein of 586 amino acids. The transcript has a single exon. Lineage: Eukaryota; Fungi; Ascomycota; Sordariomycetes; Hypocreales; Nectriaceae. The record is from RefSeq and is a predicted model, not a curated record.